Messenger RNA from Metarhizium acridum CQMa 102, 324 nucleotides. The record is from RefSeq and is a predicted model, not a curated record. NCBI's taxonomy places the organism in Eukaryota, Fungi, Ascomycota, Sordariomycetes, Hypocreales, Clavicipitaceae.
AUGAAGACUACUCUCCUCCUCGGUCUCUUCACCGGCAGCAUCUUGGCCGCCACCACGGGCGAGGGCAUCAAGCCCGCUAGCAAAGACGCUUCUGCUCUGUCUAGCCUGCCCAAGGAUGCCUUGAGCCUCAGCUCCUCUUCUGCAACUGCGUCAAUACGGGUUGCUAAAUCAGCGUUUGGUGACCUUGAGGCCUUGCCAGUUUUCUUUGCCUGUCGAAUCGGUCCGUCAUUGGCGGCGGAGGAAACAACGAUUCUGGAAGGUCUCGGAAACGUCCUUUCAACACGGAGCCCGGCCAAUGCUACGAGGACAGACUUGAAAGAUUGA